Geodia barretti is the source of this 705-nucleotide messenger RNA. The record is from the annotation of a GenBank genome assembly. Lineage: Eukaryota; Metazoa; Porifera; Demospongiae; Tetractinellida; Geodiidae.
GUGAAAUACAUCCUGGUCAUCGAAGACGAUCCGGACAUCGUCGAGUUGCUCCGCUACAACCUGGAGCGCGAGUCCUACCGCGUGACCUCCGCCGCCACCGGCGCGGAGGGAUGGGCCCAACUGGAGCGGGAGCGGCCCGAUCUGUUGAUUCUGGAUCUGAUGCUGCCGGAGAUCAGCGGGUUCGAUCUGUGCCGGCGCCUGCGCCGGGACUCCGAAUACCAGAGUCUCCCGGUGAUCAUGCUGACCGCGCGGAGCGAAGAGGCCGACGUGAUCGCAGGCAUUGAACUCGGGGCGGACGACUACAUCACGAAGCCGUUCAGCCCCCGGGAGCUGGUGGCGCGGGUAGGGGCGGUGCUCCGCCGUACCGGCAGGACCGAGCAACCGGCCCCGUCGCCCGACGAGGGCGCCCUCCAGUUCGGUGACCUGGUGAUUGACCCGACGUCACACGAGGUGCGGCGGGGCGGAGACGACCUUCCGGUGACGCACCUGGAGUUCAAACUGCUCCACUAUCUGGCGUCCCACCCGCAACGCGUCUUCUCCCGGGAGCAGCUCCUCGACCGGGUGUGGGGACAUGAGAAAUACAUCACGCUGCGCAGCGUGGAUGUCUAUGUGCGGCGGCUGCGCCAGAAGGUUGACGUGUCGGGGAAUUCCUCGCUCCUGAAGACGGUUCGGGGCGCCGGGUAUCGCUUCGAACCUCCACCUUGA